GGAAUCGGGGAAUUCGAGCGGGUCGUAUAAGACAUUCCAAACUUGCAUGAGUGGUAUAGAUUACUAGAUACUUAUCCAGUUGCAGACACCAAUAUCAGUGGAGACGCCGCGGUAACACCAUGCCCGGAAGCAACCGGCAGGGUUAGCAACAGUAACACAGGCUUGCUGUGGGUUUAAAUUUGUUUCAUACCACGUACUAUUCCAGAGAUGACGAUUCAAUUUGUGACCUUUGGGAUGUUUAUUAUUGAUGAAUUUUCCUUUGCAGACGAGCAAGGGAAACCUACCGGAAAGACGGUAGCACCCCAGAUCGGAGGUGGAGGAACCUAUGCUAUUAUCGGUGCUCGCAUCUGGUUGUCUCCUGAUACCCUUGGAAUGAUCAUCGAUCGAGGAAACGAUUUCCCUCAGGACAUGCAGAAUCGGUUGCUGACAUACGGUUCCGACAUAUGGCACUUUCGUGACGACACAAAUCGCCUCACUACUCGGUCAAGGAAUUCGUACAAAGGACAAUUUCGAGGUUUUGAAUACAUCACUCCGCGGAUCAGACUGACGCCUCGCGACUUGGAAAGAACGCGGCUUACACGUCCUGCUUCGGUUCAUUUCAUUUGUUCACCCACGCGCGCGCUUCAAAUAGUAUCAGAGAUCCAAGAGGUUGAAGAAUGGAACCCGACCACAAUAUUCGAACCCAUACCUGAUAGAUGUAUUCCCGAGGAGUUACCUUCGCUGAAAGCAGUCCUCCCACAUAUCACAAUCCUCAGUCCAAAUGCUGAAGAGGCCCUGAGCCUGCUUUCUCUUCCGUUAAUUGUUACGAAAUCUGCCGUAGAAAAUGCUGCAUCAGAGUUUUUGAAGAUGGGUGUGGGUAAAGAAAAUAGUGGAAGCGUUAUAAUACGCAGUGGUGCCCUCGGUGCAUACGUCAUGACCUCUGACAAGAAAGGGCGAUGGAUUGACGCAUUCUGGAGUUCCGCUGAGAAUAUUGACAACUUGAUGGUGGUCGAUGUCACAGGUGAUUCUUUGGGCAAAUAUUCGCAUGGCCGUGAUCAUACUGAUAAAAAACUAGGUGCUGGCAACUCUUUUCUUGGCGGGCUCGCUGCGGGAUUGUCCAUCACAAACGGAAAUGUCUAUGAAGCAGCACUAUAUGCUUCGGUGUCAGCCUCUUUCACGGUUCAACAGCUUGGUCUUCCACACCUUACAGUAGGUUCCAAUGGAGUGGAAGAAUGGAACCAAGACUCUCCGCAUAGACGCCUUGAAGUUCUGCGGCAGCGACAAGACAGAAAUAUAAAAUAAAAAUCAUUAGAAGUACUGGUGUACAGCGUCCGAUACAACAAUAAUACGAAUCGCAGGUACCAUGAGUGUCCGCUAUCGGCUUCACCACCUAAGUUUCAGCAGAUGGCUGUUGCUGCCCCUGCGGUUGAGCGAAUCUUGCACGACUUGCAGCAAAAAGCUCUUCUUGCUUUGCCAUAAGUUCCUCUGGCGUUAAACCCGAAUCUUUUAUCUUGUCUGCCUUCUUCUCUCGGUCCUUUUGUUGCUGCUUGUGAUCUUUCAAGACAUCUUCAACUUCAGUUGUAAAGGAAUCGAAGCCUAGCCGUUUCAGUGCCGCGAUGAUAUGCUCCGGUGCUAUGGUCUUCUUGGAUUCUUGCUCACAUAUCUCGUUCGCCUCCGACGAGAUCAAGUGAAUAAAUU
This is a messenger RNA of Suillus plorans, 1677 nucleotides long. Its product is annotated as Ribokinase-like protein. Lineage: Eukaryota; Fungi; Basidiomycota; Agaricomycetes; Boletales; Suillaceae. The coding region runs from base 208 to 1281 and encodes 357 amino acids. The transcript has 9 exons. The record is from RefSeq and is a predicted model, not a curated record.